UGUUUGCGCUUAUUCCCAAUUUAUGGCCGCGGAGCAUAUGGCCGGUGUUCCGCCCCGCGCCAGCCGCCGGGGAGGGGAGCAAACAGCGCGGGGGAUGUGAGGCCGGAGGGAGAAGGAGCGGCCCCGGCACACGACGGAGACAAUGCGGGAGGCGGGGGGCCGCCGCCGGAACCCCCCCGCCUAGGGACACCCCCCCGCCUCGGGACCCCCACCCAGGUGAGCCUCGGGGGGGAGCGGGGGGCGGCGGGGACACCCUCCCGCGUAGGGACCCCUGCCCAGGUUCAUGUGUGGGGACCAGCCUUAUAUGGACUCCUCGCUCCAGCAAUGGCUCGGGAUUUUCUAACGGCAGGCGCGGGUUCGGCGCGGCUGAACAAGAUCCAGAAGUGAUCUUUUUUUUUUCCUUUUUUUUUUUCCCUUUUUUUUUUUUUUUUUUUUUUUUUUGGCGUCUCUUCCCCCUUUCCCCCUGGAGUUACAAACUAUUCCCGAAGCCAGCUGCUGCUCCCGCUCUCGGAAUUUUCCCCCGUGGCAGAACAACCAUCACCGCAGAGACCCGUCGCUGCGGCCGCUUCUCUCGCACAACCCCCUACGCUUAUUUUUCUAGAAAUCUAUAUUAUUCUAUUUUUUUCCCCGUCUCCACGCGUGCCGGCCCCCUCCCUCCCCGUGUCCCUGCGCGCUGUCGUUGCCGCCGCUCCGCGUGUGCGUGCCCACCCGUGACACGGCGGCUCGGCCGAGCUGCGGCUCCAACUUUCCCAGCCGAAAUUUGGCCGGAACAUGUCUCUGACCAACACAAAGACGGGCUUCUCGGUGAAGGACAUUUUGGACCUCCCCGACACCAACGAUGAGGACGGCUCGGCGGAGGGCGGCGAGGAAGAGAGCGAGGCGCCCGAGCCGCCCAGGAAAGCGGGAGUUUUGGGACAAACCCCCUUGGACACUGUUCCGACGCUGCCUUUGAAGAGCCCUUUCUAUGAUAACAGCGAUAAUCCCUACACGCGCUGGCUGGCGAGCGCCGAGGGCAUCCAGUACUCCCUGCACGGGCUGGCGGCCGGCGGCGGCGGCCAGGACCCCUCGGCCAAGUCACCGGAGCCGUCGGCCGACGAGUCGCCCGACAACGAGAAGGAAGCGGCGGGCGGCGGGGACGCGGGGAAGAAGAGGAAGAGGAGGGUGCUCUUCUCCAAGGCGCAGACCUACGAGCUGGAGCGGCGGUUCCGGCAGCAGCGGUACCUGUCGGCGCCCGAGCGGGAGCACCUGGCCAGCCUGAUCCGCCUCACCCCCACCCAGGUGAAGAUCUGGUUCCAGAACCAUCGCUACAAGAUGAAGCGGGCCCGGGCCGAGAAAGGUAUGGAAGUGACUCCUCUUCCCUCCCCGCGGCGGGUGGCCGUGCCGGUCUUAGUCAGGGACGGCAAGCCCUGCCACACGCUCAAAGCUCAGGACUUGGCAGCCGCGACUUUCCAGACGGGAAUCCCCUUCUCCGCCUAUAGCGCCCAGUCUCUACAGCAUAUGCAAUACAACGCCCAGUACAGCGCGACCAGCAACCCCCAGUACCCCACAGCACACCAUUUGGUACAGGCUCAGCAAUGGACUUGGUGAAGGCUGCCGGGGAGCGCGCACACCCGCACACGCUUCCCCCACACGCGCACACACCCAAAAAAAAAAAAAAAAAAAGGAGGAGA
This is a messenger RNA of Pseudopipra pipra, 1670 nucleotides long. RefSeq names its product NK2 homeobox 2 (gene NKX2-2). Lineage: Eukaryota; Metazoa; Chordata; Aves; Passeriformes; Pipridae. Gene Ontology annotation, molecular function: RNA polymerase II cis-regulatory region sequence-specific DNA binding; DNA-binding transcription factor activity, RNA polymerase II-specific. The transcript has 3 exons. Gene Ontology annotation, cellular component: nucleus. Gene Ontology annotation, biological process: cell differentiation; regulation of transcription by RNA polymerase II. The record is from RefSeq and is a predicted model, not a curated record. Bases 772 to 1587 code for a protein of 271 amino acids.